AAAUGGCAGCUCCGGUUCAAUGAUACCCAACCGAUCACAUCGUUUUGGCUGCAACUCAAACCGGGCGGAAUGUACGGUAAUUUAGUCACGUGGGGCUCCAGCGGCAAAAAUGCCACCUAUAGGCCCAUUACGGCCAAAGUUGGCUCCACUUUCUGCGAGCCUAAAGACAUUUAUGACUACGACAAACGGAUAACACACAUAUCCUUUAUCUGCAAUCACGACCCGACGGCCGCAGAACAGGGCGCCUACUCUACGGGUGCCGAUGAGAUUGUACUCUAUUUGGAUCCCAAGAGAAUGGCCAACAAAUUUGACCCGCAAAACGUCAGCCUCUGUUCGCUCAGUAUAUUUCACUCAUCCGAGUUAUGCGGUGUUCCCGAACGACCACUCAAUAGUCUCGUUCAAGUGGUCAAUCAGGUGGCCAUCUAUUCCUGUGUUGACGGUUACGAACUGAUCGGCCCAAAACGUAUACCAUGUCUGGGUAAUGGCCAGUGGGCACGUGAAUUCCCCGUAUGUCGACUAAAACACAGCCACUGCCCGCAAGUAGUGGACAAAUUUGGCAUAUUUUCCACUUACCAUAACAGAGCGCCCGACGGCUCCAUAAUGUACGGCACAAUAGUGACGGCCCGAUGCGCGACAACCCUAUACGGCAUUACCGGUCGACCAUUGCUGGUGUCGUCGCGAACCCGUAUCUGUCAAUCGGACGGCUCGUGGAGCGGAACCCAACCCUUUUGUAUCGAUUCCGACAAAUAUAAGCCCAAAUCGACGGUCAACUCGUACGGCAUGUCCUCUAAAGCGCUGGUUAUUGUGAUUAUGGUGGGAAUCACAGCUGUCAUCGUGUUGUUAAUCAUAGCUCUGGUGGGACGGACUUCUCAGAAGAAAUAA
Molecule: messenger RNA, 882 nt
Organism: Medioppia subpectinata
Lineage: Eukaryota; Metazoa; Arthropoda; Arachnida; Sarcoptiformes; Oppiidae
Source: the annotation of a GenBank genome assembly